Amoebophrya sp. A25 is the source of this 582-nucleotide messenger RNA. The record is from the annotation of a GenBank genome assembly. Lineage: Eukaryota; Dinophyceae; Syndiniales; Amoebophryaceae.
CGAAUUGCUUAUUGAUUCUCUCUCAUCACAACGGGAAUGAAUUCCGCAUAGUUCAUUCUCAUUGUCUGAAAACUUACUUGAUAAUCCGAACAACGCAGACUACGCAUAAGAAUCAACAUGAACAUUAUAGAGCCUGUCAUAUGCGGUACAAACUUAAGAAAUAUGUUGGAAGAAAUAUAACUGAAGAACAAACAAAUAUAGCCAAGCAUCAGCUGAUAGGUCUUCACCUUUUCUCUCACAGCAAACUGUGCAUUCGAUACAGCAUCCUUUACAAGAUCCGCGUUAUGGGGAACACUUACUUCUUUGAUAGUUAGACUACAAUCGUCAUCCCAUGUUCGGUUUCCAAUUUAAUACCCUUCCCAUUUCCACAGAGACAAGAUAUGCCUUGAAUGUACAGCUUCAGAUCGAAGUCGAUGAGGUUCGAAGUUAUGAUCAUACGCUCGCUUUAGCUCACUUCUUAGGUGAAUGUGAAAAACGAUAAGCACCACUUUUAGAACGAUCGUGCACAGGGUAGACCCUGAAAAGAACCAAGAUUGUCUUUUGCAGUCGACAAACAAUUUUUGAGGACCACAGGUCAUCUUC